AGUUCAUUCGGAAUUGUUGCGGUGUUUACACGUGUUUGACUAAAAUUGUGGCGGAGAGUCAUGCUCAGCACGUAGAGGUGGCACAAUACGGCACACAUUUCAUAGUGGUAAUAAUAACAAUAACAACAGCAGCGACUGAAACGCAUUGCCACCCCUUAAAGUUGUGUGAUGAACCACUGGCGGGUAAUGUUCUUGUUGAUGGUGGUGAUGGUGCAUCGCAUACUAUAGUAAUAACAACAACAAAAGUGACAAGCAAACAACCCUUGAGUUCAUAUCGAGUUUUUGUUUUUUUUUUGUGCAUUUUCUAACAAGCGAACGCAAGUGGCGCAUCGUGAAUUUUCGAAAACACGUUGAAACUUACAACUUUGUGAUUCUUGAAUUCGUCAGCGAGACACAGUGCUAUAGUGCGCUGGGGUAGGCCAAGAAACUGUUUUUAUGACCAAAUGUACUCUAUUAUCGAUAAUUGCAAUCAAGAAUUGCUUAAAAUCGAAAAAAUUCUGAAGAAAUUAAUUUAGAAAAGAGCCAAAAAUAGAAUUGCGAAUAAAGAAAAACAAAAAAUUAGCGAAUUUACUACAACAGAUAUACAACAACUUUGCAAAAUACGCAUGUAGAGUGUUAAGUGUCGGCAUUAUAGUUGCAAUAAAAGCACCAACAAGAUAGCGGGCAAAAAUAAUCAGAAUUGGUAAACAGAAUUGCGAACAAAUGGGUAUAAAAUGUGGCUGAUGUCGGAAAUUUAAUGAGCUGCGGAGUUAAGCGAUAGGUUAAGCACACAAACGGAGACAAACAAAAAAAUAAAAACAAAUACAAAAUAAAUAUAAAUAAAUAAAAACCGAAAGCAAGUGGAAACAAGCUGCAAAUACAACAGCAACGUAAAUAUUUAAUUGCAGGCAUUAAAAAAAAUUCAACAAAACAAAUAGUAAAUAAAUUAAACACAAAUGUGUAAAAAAAGUAAAUAAAAAAUUCAAACAGAUAUCAAACAACAACAACAACAAGCAAGCAGCAUUGCAAAAUCGCGCAAAAUCAAAGCCAAACAAACAAUUUCGCGUAGAAACGAGAAAAAAAUAAAGAAAACAACAAAAGCUCGCCUACAACCAUACCAACAACAACUACGACAACAACUUUCCGUCAACGUUGAACAACAGCAAGAAAACGGCUUUUCUACAGCAACGACGCCUCUUCGGUGGCGGUGCAUUGGCAUCGUCACCAGCGACUGGUGGCGGCGGCACCAACACCGUCACCGAGGUCAUAUUGCAGCGUUCGCAAUCACAGCAGCAACAACAGUCGGAAAGAAGUAGCAACUUCAGCUUGAGCAGUCAUCACAGCAACAGCGUUGGCAGCGCAAGCAGUGUUGGUAGUGGCGGCGCAGAGCGGAGUGUUGGCGAACGCAGUGGCAAUAGCACCGGUAAUGGCAUACUAACCAAUGGCAACAACAAUAUUGCUAGCAUUAUCAACAGCAUCAAUAGCAGCAAUAGUGGCAGUGGCACUGGCAGUAAUCAUAAUUUUAAUAGCAACAACAUAAACAGCAACAACAAUUGCAAUGGCAAUACAAGCGUAAAUAUUGGCAGUAGCAGCGGCGGCAGUGGACGCUAUCGACCGCCAUUAUUUCCGAAACCUAAAACACCGUCAUUCGAUAAAGAUCGGGACUACAUCGGCUUUGCCACACUACCCGAGCAAGUGCAUCGGAAGUCAGUGAAACGCGGCUUCGAAUUUACGCUUAUGGUUGUUGGCGAAUCUGGUCUAGGCAAGUCAACGCUGAUUAAUAGCCUCUUUCUCGGUGAUCUGUACAAGAAUCGAGUAAUACCCAAUGUUGAAGAACGGCUCGAAAAGACGACGCGUGUUGAAAAGAAGACAAUGGAUAUAGAAGAGCGUGGUGUACGCUUGCGCUUAACGGUGGUGGAUACACCAGGUUUCGGCGAUGGCAUCAAUUGUGAGGAUAGUUGGCGCGUCUGCACUGCCUACAUCGAUGAGCAGUUCCGUCAAUACUUCACAGACGAGAGCGGACUGAAUCGUCGCAAUAUACAGGAUAACCGGGUGCAUUGUUGUUUGUACUUUGUGCCGCCGUGGGGUCAUAGUCUCCGCCAGAUGGAUCUGGAUCUCAUUAGGCGUCUACACCGCAAGGUCAAUAUUGUGCUGGUAAUCGCCAAGGCGGAUUGUCUGACCAAAAAUGAGAUACGCAAACUCAAGGAGCGCAUACUACAAGAUCUGGAGGAUAACAAAAUACAGUUAUAUCAGUUUCCCGAAUGUGAUUCCGAUGAAGAUGAUGAUUUCAAACAGCAAGAUCGCGAUCUAAAAGCUUCGAUACCAUUCGCCGUUGUCGGUAGCAACACGAUACUUGAGGUGGCGGGCAAAAAAGUGCGCGGUCGUCAAUAUCCCUGGGGUGUAGUGGAUGUGGAAGAUCCCGAACAUAGUGAUUUCAAUAAAUUACGCACUUUCCUCAUCUCGACACACAUGCAAGAUCUGAAGGACACCACACAGGAUGUGCACUACGAGAACUUCCGUGCACAAUGCAUUUCACAGAUAUCGCAACACGCGCUCCGGGAGCGCGGCAAAUUGAAGCGCGACUCGAUCAGCUCGACCAAUGGUUUUGAUGCGGCCAUUUCGGAAACCGAUCGCCUGCUUUUGCAGAAGGACGAAGAGAUACGACGCAUGCAGGAUAUGCUCACACAAAUGCAGGAGAAACUCAAGCAGACACAUUUGAUGGAGAUGAAGAAAAACGACAGUGUUAUCGAUGUUUAAGUACAUAAAAAGAGAGAGAUAGCUGACGUACUAGAGAGUAACCAAUAGAGAGCAGUUUGAAUAUAGAAUUUCUUGUAGGAAUGAGCUCAAACCCCAGCAAAUCCACAAACUACCAACAUUUCGCGCACAACUGUACAACGCUGAGUAUUCAUUAUUUAGAAAAAGGAAUUUAUAGUAUUUUCAAGCACAGACACACACAAAUAUAUAUAUAACAAUAUCUAUAUAGUAGACAUAUUUAGCUUAGUUUGAGUUUAAAUUAAACCAAACAAAGUUAGGUUAGGUUCCCUUGCAUAAAUACUAGACACUCCAAAGUGUUUUCUGAGCUCAUUUUGAUUUCGAUUUUCAUUUUUGAAUUCUGCCACACACAUACCAGUGCAAUAAAAUAUACACACAUAUAUAUAGAAAAACAACGAUAAGCUGAUUAAGGCAUUAUUUCGAAAACCAAAAUUCAGAAAAAUAUGUAUUCCCAUACGUACAUACAAAUACAUAAAAAAUGCAUUCCACAUUUAUCAUUACAAAAGUGAAAUAUAUAUGUAGUCUGCAAAACGAAUAACUGUUUUUUCGAGAAUCCAAACGUUAGCGGUAUUCACAAGCGUUAAAUAGCUACUUACUAAUCAAUUGCAUAUUAGAGGCGAUCAUAUUUAAACGAAAAAUAAGUCAUUAAAAAUAUUACAAAUAAUAAAUUUA
Messenger RNA from Bactrocera oleae (olive fruit fly), 3423 nucleotides. The record is from RefSeq and is a predicted model, not a curated record. Lineage: Eukaryota; Metazoa; Arthropoda; Insecta; Diptera; Tephritidae.